CUUGUCUCCCGAGCUUCCCGGCAACGCUGGCCCCGCCCCGCCAUGGCGCCUGAGGACCACGAGGGGGCCACGUCUGUGCUGCAGAGUUUCGAGCGCCGCUUCCUGGCUGCUCGCGCGCUGCCCUCCUUUCCCUGGCAGAGCCUAGAAGAGCAAUUAAGGGAGCCCUGGGGUUCUGAGCUGCUGCUGGCUAUUUUGCAGAAGACUGUGAAACACCCAGUGUGCGUGCAGCACCCACCAUCUGUGAAGUACAUCCGCUGCUUUCUCUCAAAGCUCAUCAAAAAGCAUGAAGCUGUGCCUGCAGAGCCUUUGGACGCACUGUACGAGGCAAUGGCAGAGGUCCUGAUGGCCAAGGAGCCUGCCCAGUGCCACCGGAGCUAUCUGCUGCCUUCAGGAGACUCAGUCACACUCUCUGAGAGCACAGCCAUUGUGUCCCAUGGCACCACAGGCUUGGUCACAUGGGACGCUGCCCUCUACCUUGCAGAGUGGGCCAUCGAGAACCCAACAGCCUUCACUGACAGGACUGUCCUAGAGCUUGGCAGUGGAGCUGGCCUCACAGGUCUGGCCAUUUGCAAGGUGUGCCGACCCCGAGCAUUCAUCUUCAGUGACUACCACAGCCGUGUGCUUGAGCAGCUCUGCAGAAACGUGCUCCUCAAUGGCUUCUCAUUAGAGCCCAACGCCCCUGCUGGCCCAGGCAGCUCGAGAGUGACAGUGGCUGAGUUGGACUGGGAUGAAGCAACAGAGUCUCAGCUCUCUGCCUUCAGGGCAGACGUUGUCAUCGCAGCAGAUGUGUUGUACUGCAGGGAAGUGACGCUCUCCCUGCUCAGGGUCCUGAGGAUGUUUGCUGCCAGUUGGGGGAAGCAAGCUCCUGAAGUCUACGUGGCCUAUACCAUCCGCAGCCAGGACACGGGCAAACUGUUCAUCGCUGAGCUAGACCGUGAGAAAAUCUAUUGGGAACAGGUGCCUCCUCAUGCUGGGAAACUCUUUCCUUACGAAGCGCCCUCAGCCAUCGUGAUCCUGAAGCUCAUGCUGCAUGGUUACCCCAGCUUUUGAAGGUGAUUGGGAAAGUGAAAUCACUGUUGGGAGGACA
Molecule: messenger RNA, 1087 nt
Organism: Nannospalax galili (Upper Galilee mountains blind mole rat)
Lineage: Eukaryota; Metazoa; Chordata; Mammalia; Rodentia; Spalacidae
Gene: Eef2kmt
Product: eukaryotic elongation factor 2 lysine methyltransferase
Exons: 8
Coding region: 43-1050 (335 amino acids)
Source: RefSeq, a predicted model, not a curated record